This is a messenger RNA of Herpailurus yagouaroundi (jaguarundi), 3905 nucleotides long. It is a transcript of the gene RNFT2, whose product is annotated as ring finger protein, transmembrane 2. Gene Ontology annotation, molecular function: ubiquitin protein ligase activity. Gene Ontology annotation, biological process: positive regulation of ERAD pathway. The transcript has 11 exons. The record is from RefSeq and is a predicted model, not a curated record. NCBI's taxonomy places the organism in Eukaryota, Metazoa, Chordata, Mammalia, Carnivora, Felidae. The coding region runs from base 273 to 1619 and encodes 448 amino acids.
UGACAGAGAACCCAACAAGGGGCCGGAAGCACUCGGAAGUCACGUGCUACCCGGGCCGCGCGCGUGAUUGGCUUGGGAGGAGGUGAAUGAUGCCGCUGUGAUUGCCGAAUUGUCUGGGCAGGUUUGGAACCUGAUGAGCCCUGGUGACCUGUGCAUCCCUCUGCAGAGAAAGAGGAGGGAAAGGCUUGCUUUCUCUGGACUCUAGCGGUCACAUCCCAUCAGGAGCCCUGAAGGCCCACCUCAAGCAUCAUCAACAUGGAGUUCUGAAGUCCAUGUGGCUCCUCACCGUGAACCAGGUCUUAAGGAAAAUGCAGAGACGCCACAGCAGCAACACGGAUAACGGUCCACCUGAAAGAAAUCGCAGCCAAGCGCUCAGCUCCGAGGCGAGCGUGGAUGAAGGCGGCGUCUUUGAGAGUCUGAAGGCAGAGGCGGCCUCCCCACCUGCACUCUUCUCCGGCCUCCCCGGCCUCCCUGCCAGCAGCCUCCCCACCGCCCCAUUCCCAUCCAGCCUGGUGCUGGGGGCAUCGGCCGGAGGCGGGGACGUGUUCAUCCAGAUGCCAGCGUCCAGGGAGGAGGGCGGGGGCCGGGGCGAGGGGGGCACCUACCACCACCGCCAGCCCCUCCAUCACUUCCAUCACGGCGGCCACCGCGGGAGCUCGCUGCUGCAGCACGUGGGUGGGGACCACCGCGCUCACUCUGACGAGGGGGGCGACGAGCAGCCAGGGACGCCCGCCCCUGCCCUGUCCGAGCUGAAGGCCGUGGUCUGCUGGCUCCAGAAAGGCCUGCCCUUCAUCCUGAUCCUCCUGGCCAAAGUGUGCUUCCAGCACAAGCUCGGCAUUGCCGUGUGCAUCGGGAUGGCCAGCACCUUUGCCUAUGCCAACUCCACGCUGCGAGAACAGGUCUCUCUGAAGGAGAAGAGAUCGGUGCUGGUCAUCUUGUGGAUCCUGGCCUUUUUGGCGGGAAACACCCUAUACGUGCUCUAUACAUUCAGUUCCCAACAGCUGUACAACAGCCUCAUAUUCCUGAAGCCCAACCUGGAGACACUGGACUUCUUCGACCUGCUGUGGAUUGUGGGCAUCGCAGACUUUGUGCUGAAGUACGUCACCAUCGCCCUCAAGUGCCUGGUCGUGGCCUUGCCCAAGAUCAUCCUGGCUGUCAAGUCCAAGGGAAAGUUCUAUCUGGUCAUCGAGGAGUUGAGCCAGCUGUUCCGAUCACUUGUCCCCAUCCAGCUGUGGUACAAAUACAUCAUGGGGGAUGACUCUUCCAACAGCUACUUCCUAGGAGGGGUCCUGAUUGUUCUCUACAGCCUCUGCAAGUCUUUCGACAUCUGUGGCCGUGUGGGCGGAGUCAGAAAAGCCCUGAAGCUUCUCUGCACCUCUCAGAAUUACGGAGUCCGGGCCACUGGGCAGCAAUGCACAGAGGCCGGCGAUAUCUGCGCCAUCUGCCAGGCUGAGUUCCGGGAGCCUCUGGUCCUCAUGUGCCAGCACGUGUUCUGUGAGGAGUGCCUCUGCCUCUGGCUGGACCAGGAGCGCACCUGCCCGCUCUGCCGCUCGGUUGCCGUGGAUACCCUGCGCUGCUGGAAGGACGGGGCCACUGCAGCACACUUCCAAGUGUAUUAGGGCAGAAGACUGAGGCACCCUGGGAGCUGACGGAUGGCCAGCGUGAUCGGUCCGGCUCUGGGGACUUACUGGAAAACAGGCCUCAAGCACUGACUCUCCUGCCUCCUGCCUUUCUCCCCCUCUUCCCCCAGAGCCAGGCCCCUAUCCUCCCGACCUCCACCUUCCUCUUCUGUUCUGCGGCUUAGCGUGGGCGUUCUUUCCUUCAACCCUCCUCGCUCAGACUUGGCCUCCUCCCGGGAGGGUCUCCUGCCCCCUCCAAGUGAAGGAACCGGGGAUAGGCAGGUCCUGCCUGUUGUGAUUUUAACUCACGGUGGCCUAACACCCGAUGCUGCAAGCUGGAAGGGGCCUGGAGAUCACUGCAUCCCCCCAACACGGCUCAGGUCUGCAGAUGGGCGUCACUGUGGAGCAUUUCCCAAGUGCGAACGCUGGGCCCCUUAUACCUGCAAUAGCUUAGUGUCCCAAGCACUUCGUGCGAGCUGAGCAUCUGCUUGGAUGACCUCUGGGAAUCGUCACAACAGCCCUGGGGUGGAGGUACUGUCGUUUGCUCUGUUUUACAGACGGGGAAACUGAGGCACAGAGCUCCACGUGGUAGCUUUCCCAGGGUCACCCAGCUAGCAAUGGCAGACGGAGUUUCCAAACAGGCCUGUCUGGCUUCAGAGCCCACACUCUCAACCACCAUAUGCUCACCCGCUCAGACACGGCAGGCGUGGGGCCCAGCAGGCUUGGUGUGUGUGGGUUGGUUGGUUGGUUGGUUGGUUGGUUUUUUAAGCACCAGAGGUGAUUUUGAUUCCCAUCAGUGACCCAGGUGCAUAGCACAGUGAUCUGGGCCCCGCUGAGGAUGCCAACGGUGAGCAGUGGCCCUGGAAAUCUAGCUGUGGCCAAGUUCAUGGAAAGAGUUGGUCUUUAAAAUUGCUCAUUUGCCGGGCUGGAAUGCUCAGUCACAUUUGGGUAUCAAGAAUGGCCAGCUUUGGUCCCCAUGCAGGUAUCACUGGGUCUCCACACCUGUCUUCAUGUCUCUCCUCCUCCUCCUGUUCUGGUCCUGCCCCUCACUUAAGUCUCCGCUUGUCAACAGCGCCUGUGGCCAUUGUCUUCUCCCCCGGUAGCCUUGAGAACAAAAUGAAUGAUCCAUGUUACAGAUUUGUCCACAAGCCAGGGUGGUGGCGUGGAGCACUGCAGCCCUCGGCGCUUCUGGAACAUCUAUACCAGAGCUACUAAUCUCUGUAAGAGAACAGUUUCUCCACCUGUGAGACCCUCCCUGCUUUGAAUCUGGAAGGAGGUAGCACAGGUGAUCACUUAGAAGCUACUGGAAUCUCGCCUGCCCUACCCCUCUCCCCAUUCUGUUCACUCGCCGUCAACCUCAGCACAAUGGGCUGGUGCCAGUGGCGUUACAGAGAAAUCAAUCUUGUGGCUCGUGAGCAGAUGAGCAACAAAGCCCCAAGCAGAAAUGGUGGGAGACUUUGCUGCCACCUCGCUCUCGGCCAGUAAUAACAAGCCCACCCCAUCCCUGAUAGUUGCAGGACAUUUGCCCCCGCGUGCUAUCAAGCCAGGACCUUUUCCUGUGCCUGGCAUCCCUGGCUCUUCCCCGGGACCCAGCAAGACGUCCCUUCCAGGGCAGCGUGGCAUCUUUCAAGCUCUGUUACUAUGGCGAUGGUGGCGGCGUUACAAUCCCACUUGCCUGGAUAAUCAAGUCCGAAGGGGAAGCGGAGGGAAGUAGGGCCGGGGGGAUGCGGCUGCUCUGCUCCCCCUACCUUCAGCAAGAGCCAGAGGGAAGCAACAGGAGCUUCUGCGACUGGUUUUUAUCAGAAAGAUCACCCUGCCUGCAGAUGCCAUCAAAGAGACACAAGAGAUUGGAGCUGGAGAUUUAUUAACAGGCCAGCUUGUGACAGAGCAGGCAGAGCAGAAUUCUGAUUCCAAACUCUGCGUGACUUUGGGAAGUCACUUCGCCCCCCAGUAGCCGUCUCCAGGAUAAAGAAACCUCGUGCACUUUCUGCCGCAGCCGGGGAAACUAACAAUGUAGAACACUGGUGGAGGGGCCAAUGGUUGUGUCCGUUAUACUCAUGCCACCAAAAAAAAAAAAAAAAAAAAAGAAAGAAAAAGAAAGCCCCCACAUCUCUAAAUAUUAUUCUCCAAAUAAUGAGCCAUGCUUCUGACAUUAUAAACAGUGUCACUUGGGGAUACCAGGGACAGGUGGGAUGAUUUCGUUUAGGAUUUUACUUCUUCAUUCCCUACCCUCUGGGGAAAAGUUCUGUUCUGGAGGUUUUCUUUUUUUAAUUUUCUUUCUUAACG